AUGGCGCCCAUCCCCCAGACCAUGAACGGCGUCCAGAUCAGCCGCACCGGCGGCGUCGAGGUCCUCGAAUACCGCACCGACCUCCCCGUCCCCACCCUCGCCGAGGGCCAGGUCCUCGUCCGCAACGCCUACGCCGGCGUCAACUUCAUCGACACCUACUUCCGCACCGGCCUCUACAAGGCCCCGCUCCCCCUCACCCUCGGCCGCGAGGGCGCCGGCACCGUCGGUCGUCUUUCAUGGGCACCGUCGGCUCCUACGCCGCCUACUCCGCCGUCCCCCGCCGCCUCGCUCGUCCGCGUCCCCGACGCCGUCACCGACGACCAGGCCGCCGCCGUCCUGCUGCAGGGGCUGACGGCCUGGACCUUUGUCCGCGAGGCCGCCGAGGUCAAGCCCCGGCGAAUGCUCCGCGCCGUCGGCGCAAAGGUCAUCGGCGCCGCGAGCACCGACGCCAAGUGCGCCCUCGCCCGCGACAACGGCGCCGAGUGGACCGUCAACUCGUCCGAGCAGGACCUCGUCGCCGAGGUCGCCCGCAUCACCGCCGGCCACGGCGCCGACGUCGUCUUUGACGGCAUCGGCAAGGCCACCUUUGACAGCGACCUGCAGCUCGCGGCGCGCAAGGGCCGGCUGGUCAUCUUCGGCAACGCGUCCGGCGCCGUACCCCCCUUCGACAUCCUCAAGCUCGGUCAGAAGAACCUCAAGAUCAUGCGCCCCGUCGUCAACAACUACACCGCCACCCCGGACGAGCUGGCCAAGUACGCCGGCGAGCUGUUCGACAUGAUCACCUCGGGCAAGCUCAAGAUCGCCAUCCACAAGGUCUACCCCAUACAGGACGUCAAGUCGGCGCACACCGACAUCGAGAGCCGCAAGACGACGGGCAAGCUCAUCCUCAAGCACGAAUAG
Colletotrichum graminicola M1.001 is the source of this 900-nucleotide messenger RNA. Its product is annotated as zinc-binding dehydrogenase. Gene Ontology annotation, cellular component: cytoplasm. The transcript is spliced from 4 exons. The coding region runs from base 1 to 900 and encodes 299 amino acids. NCBI's taxonomy places the organism in Eukaryota, Fungi, Ascomycota, Sordariomycetes, Glomerellales, Glomerellaceae. The record is from RefSeq and is a predicted model, not a curated record. Gene Ontology annotation, molecular function: quinone reductase (NADPH) activity. Gene Ontology annotation, biological process: cellular response to oxidative stress.